Lithohypha guttulata is the source of this 1200-nucleotide messenger RNA. RefSeq lists its product as uncharacterized. NCBI's taxonomy places the organism in Eukaryota, Fungi, Ascomycota, Eurotiomycetes, Chaetothyriales, Trichomeriaceae. The transcript is spliced from 2 exons. The record is from RefSeq and is a predicted model, not a curated record. The coding region runs from base 1 to 1200 and encodes 399 amino acids.
AUGGGGCAUGUAGUUCCGGGUCCGCGCAAGAUCCAUAGCAUAUCCUCUGCUGAAAUUCCAAGCAUUGUCGAAAAUGGCAAGCCUUCAGUUAUCGCUGGUGUCGAGGUUUUGACCUCCUUCAACUGGUUGAACGCAGAAAGUCCUACCAUCCUGAUACCAGGUUGUCCACCAAAGUAUACAGAACCGAGCCGGGACACGAAACUGAGGAGAGACGAAGGAAGCAAGGUCAACGACGCAAGUUCCGAGCACUAUUCUGCCUACCCGCCAGAGCCAGCAGUUCGAGCACUGCUCCAUACAAGACCAUCGUAUUCAGACGUUGAAGUCGACGUCUUUGGCUGUGGUAAUACCUUUACUAGCCUCCUCUAUUUCGUCAGUGAUAUCGAGCGAGACUUUAGGUUCUCUGUCCAACGUAUUGGAAAGACUCUGUUCCUUGUUCGUCAGACUUUUGUAACAGAUAUCGACUUCGGUGUCUCAAGAGGCUACAACCGAGCUUUUGCGAAGGCUUAUACCAUCUGGGAAGGCGACGCCAAGAAUUCGAACUCACAUCAGCGUGUUCUUAGAUAUGAUCUUGCUGGCUUCAAAUGUGUUGUGAGGGGAGAAUGUGACGCAUACUUGCCAGACAAGCUGCAUGAAUUCCAGAGUCGACAACCCGCAUGUGAAGCGAGUGAAAAGCAUGAGGAAAAAACAGAAGCAGGCUGCUCAAGUACAGCUGCGCAAGAAAAGGUGCCCACCUCAACAGCUUCACUUACGCUUUUGAGCGGAGGAUGCGAUAUUCCACACGAUGCCUUGGUUAGCAUCGAAACUCGCGCAUCCUAUAACCAACGCGAUCCGGCUCGAGGAUAUCAGCUCCCACGAUUGUGGCUCAGACGAACUCCUAACCUGAUGACUGCCAUUCAUGUAUUUGGUACAUUCGAGAAGCACAAUCGUUCCAUCAGAAACGUCAAAGCUGGGGUCAAGGCAUGGGAGACAGAGAACACAGAGACAAUAAGCAAGCUGCGGAAUAUCCUUCAGAAGCUGGUCGAAAUCUCAAGCAUAGACGAUCAGGAUAGGAUUGAGGUACGUCGACGCAGUAGCGGUCCUCUGGAGAUCUGGAGUGCGAGGCCUGGAUGGUCUGCAUUACCAGAAGAGCUGCGAGCUCGUUGGACAGAUGCCAUGAGUGAGGAUACUGUUCGACCUAGCAUGAACGACGGUGCAAUGUGA